AUGGAAGUUGGACACCCUGAAUCGAAUAUUGAAUGCCAUUUUUAUGAUGAAGCCUUUCCUGCACUUCCGACAAGCAGUCCGACACAGCAUAUAGUUUCAAAUGGUCUCGAGUCCUUCAAACCGGCCACGGUAACGGAAGUAAGUCACUGAACCAUCCCUUUGGAUAUGCCUUUUCCUCUAGAGUAUCGAAAUUCCCUGGGAAGAAAGACGACAGCAAGGUUGCGGUGAAGCUGACGGUGUCCCUCUCGAGGCUGCUAGGGUGUGUGCAACCAUUGCUAGAGCUACAGGCGUAAAGAUUGAAAUUGCCAAUUCGAAACUGAACUCCCUAAACAUUUUCCUCACCGGUUCCAAGAAUGACGUCGCUCACGCUAAGUGUCUAGUUGUCCAGGAUCUCCAACAGCAGGUAGGUUUGAGACUGCAUUGUUUUCUGCAGCUUGACGUAGGCGCUUUCUCGUUCACCUUGAUAUAAAACACCACAUUCCUCCUCCAACUUAUAGUCCUUUUCAUUUGCCUGCAUGAAAGCCAGUCUGUUUCAGACCACACAGUUCGUUCUUUAGACGCCACAACCUAGUUUUUUAAAAAAAGUGACUAGCUUUACAGAUGGGGGUGUUGACUUCAAACCUUCCAAUUUCCCAUUAUUUUUGCACACGUCAGCUUAUUUGCAUUCUUAGCCAGCUACGUUUUUGUCAGUUAACUAUUGUGGAAUUAAUCUAGUUUAAAACACGGACGACUUCUCAUGUACACAGCACAUUAACCUUUCUGCUCAGGCAACGAAGACAAUAAAAGUUCCCACUGAAUUUCACCGUUUCCUAAUUGGACGUAACGGCGAACGAAAACGCCAGUUAGAGGCUGAUACAAUGACCAGGAUCUCUGUGCCACCUCCAAGCAAAAACCUAAAUGAGAUAACGCUGACUGGUCCAGUGGCCUAUCUCGAUGCUGCCGAAAAGGAAGUUCGUCGCAUUGUUGACCAUCACGCCCAACAAGCAUACGAAAAACUGGAUAUUCCCAAAAUAUACCACCCUUUUAUUCGUGGACCGUAAGUUCCGUUUUUUCUCUGUCACGUUUAUUUAACUUAGGAGUUUUCUGCCUUAAGUGUUUUUCCACUUUUGUGAUCGCUGGCAGCCUGUUGACGUCGCAGAAAAUCAGGUCCAUUCAGCGCUCUCAAUUACACGUAGGCUUUAUUACAACGACCCGAUGAAACCCGUGUGCCAAAGGAACUUAUGUUCUGAUUACCCAUUGCAUUUUUUAAGCGGCCCAUUUUACUAAACAUCGAUUACACUCUGGUUUUUGUCAUGUACAAAUUGCAAUCCAGGCUGAACUGAAUAGGGUGUCCGGCGUCCGACAAGCUCGUCCAUCAGACGAGUACCUCAAAGCAAACACAACCAGGCAACUCCUUACUCCGUUUUCGUGUUCUGUUGGCAUAUUACAGCUGGGAUUCGCUAUUUUGACUAAUGAACUGAACCUAAUACCACCCCGAGAUCGCCUGAGUUGGACAAGCCCAACUAUUCAUCUGUGAUGGCUUUACACUGACACACCGCCUAUCCAUCACUCAAUCUUUCUGUUUGUUGACCUAUCUGUUCUGGUUUUGUUGUUCACGGGUACUCGUUAGGCCAACUCCCAAAUCCUUAUUCGUACAACGAAAUAUUUUCACCUUAGUUUAGAGCCGCCUGUAGCUGUGCAUUAAACCAGUUAGUUUCAUUCGUUCUCAAGUGUUUGAAAUUUCCUUGCGCUGUUUCUUCUCUUAUUUUUGAAGAGGAAAUAAAUUUGUUAACGAGUGGCGGGAACGAGCGGGCGUCGUCAUCUCAUUCCCACCAGGCGACCACGUGGCUGUUUCUGGGAAGCGGAAGGAAGUAGCUCAGGCUGUACAAGAAAUAUUGAAAAUAUACAAGUCCAGAGCUGAACGGUGCACUACUAUUCCAGCCGUGAUUCAACGCGAAAAACAUCGCAUGGUGAUUGGUGACCGAAAUUCUGGCAUCCAGAAAAUUCUUGAGGAGACUAACGUCUCGCUAGAACCGCCUGUUGAUUCUGACAGCGACGAGUUCACGCUUCGAGGUUUUCCAGAAGACCUAGGCCGCGCCCUGACAAUGGUUUUUAAACGAGCAUCAUCUUCCACGACGGAGGAGAUAUCUGCGCCGCAGAGGCUCCACAGAAUCCUUAUAGGCAGAAAAGGAGCUUCCUUGUCUUCUCUUCGAGAGGGUUAUGAGGCAGUAAGUUGUACCCAAUUCGCCUAUGUUCAGUAGUUUACUGUUGUCCUACGCUUUUUUGGGCCAUUUUACAUCUUUGUUUAGAUGCAUUUUUUUCAGAUGUAAUCGCUAUGGCUGUUUCCAUAAAAUCAUAUCAAGCCUGUAGUUUGCAUGCUUCUUAAAGCUCACCACGUUGAGGUUCUACUUAUCACAUAUCCUGCACCAUAUGACUGAUAGAAAACCCAUUGUUCUCUUUGCACCCUCACUCCAUUUGCCCUAGGCGUAUUUGUCCAUGUCACCUAGGUACUAUAAUUGCACUUGGACCAGGCAAGCCUUUUCCUUUUGCAUUUCUGACGUUACUUACUACUGUAUUAUGAAAGACUACUCCGACUUUCGCCAUGAUACUUUCCUCUUGCUUUUUUAUGAAACGCGUCCUUGGCAUUUUACCUGUUUUAGGUCCGGAUUGACUUCCAAAACAACAGUGAUAAAAUUCUGGUUGAAGGUCCUCCUGAGGAAGUUGCAGUGAUUGUGGACCGCUUAAAGGCCAGGAUAAAUCAGCUGUCUGCAAGUUUUUACGUUGAAUCAGUUAGAGUCGACUCCAAGUUCCACGAAAAGUUGCUUGGUAGCCAAGGUAGCAUUAUGCAGUUUAUACGCUCCAACCGCUACGACGUUCGACUUCCGUCCGCAACUGAGGUUGGAAAACCGGAAGACCCGAACGUAGUCUAUCUUGAGGGUGAGGAAUACAAUGUCAAGGCUGUAAAGGCAGAGAUCGAAAGACUGAUACACAAGCUGGUCAGUUGUACACCGUUUAUUGCCUCUUUUUUUUUUAGUACGUGCCUUAUUUUUGCUCGAGCGUUGUCCUCAUUGUCGCACCUAACUGUGCUGCGACCCCGUUAUCUCUUAUUCAGAACCCGAUACUUUAUCAAAUUCUAUCACCAGGGGACGUCAAGUGUUGACUAAUUGACCGAAGCCCUUGCAUGUUUGACUAAAUUUUAUUAACGGACUACGUGGCUUACCCGAGGCCGUAUUAUGACCGGAGUCAUUUGGUGGUCAUCCUGUUAGCCGACUUAUUGUGGGUACACCACUAAGGAAUAGUCGACUUCGUUCGCUAUUCUGUGCUCCCCCUUAGCUUGUGUCCUUCAACAAUGCAACUGUUUUUGGUAAGAGCACAUUUGCAAAUCUACAAAACACCUUUCUGCCCUACUACAUGGAAUGCUUGUGUACUGUUGAUUUCUGUACAGAACUGGUCCCUUUUUUAAUCCGUCACCUACCGCAUUUAACAUUCUACGGAAAGAGUUGGACCGAGUCUCCGCGUGCCCGCAUCCUCCCAUUCUACGUCCAAUUUAAACCUCCCGCAUAUGCGCCAGCGUUUGGUGACAGAUAUCGAGCGUUUCUUAGAUAAAAAAACAUGAACCUAGAAAAGCCAGCGCCACUCGUUUGCACUGUGUUAACAACAGGAUGAUAGACGCAGUUUAAUUACGAGUCCCGCCCGGCAGUAACGCGUGAAGUAAACCAACUUAGACUGGAUUGGGAGGCCCGCCGAGUUGAACUUACUAACAUAGUACGUGCCCAUCGUAUCUUUUCCCAGAGGCGCUGGGAAUCAUUCACCUAUUAUAACUUGUCUGGUCCUAUAAGUUGAAUGCUAAGUAGACGGCAGCCGAGUUCUGCGGAGUCAAUAAGACUGGUUUCGCUCCACGCUCCUGCAUAACAUGGGUAGGCCACUCCUUAUCACCAACCCCGAUUCGAUUAUAAACUAUAGUGGGCAGCUUCUAUGGCAGUUAUUUCUUUCUCUAUAGGAAAAUGAGAAAACGAAGGAUAUGAUUGUCGAUCCCCGUAUCCAGAAGCUGCUUCGGAUUGGUAAUCCUCCCCCUAUCCGACAAAUAGAGGAGAAUUUUCCUGAGGUCAAAAUCCUUUGGCCUGAUGUCUCGGGGCCGCGCCGAAGGAAUACUGAUGCUGCAGACAGUUCGUCCGUCAGCUUCAUCGUGCAACUUAACGGUGUGCGAGAUCAGGUGGAUGCUGCGUCCGACCGCCUGCAUAAGCUCAUUAAACAGGUCAAGGAGGAGAACUACGAGCAAGAGGUAUGCAUAUUAAUCUUGUUCUGGCGUACUAGCACCUGUCCGUUCUCUUUUGGCCUUCAAAACAAAAUUCCACAAAUCUUUCCAACAGAUCCGUCUUUUCAAGGAUUGUCUCCAGCGUUUGCUGGGUGCCACGAUUGUACGUCUGUUAGAGGAGACAAAAACGCGCAUCCACUACACGCCUGCGUCUGCAGACGGUUCACAGGUCGUGGUCAUUAUUGGUCGCCAGGAGAACGUUGAGGCGGCCGUCCAACGGCUUGAGAAGUUACAAAAAUCUCUUGUAAGCGUCCGCAUUUUUUCUGCUUUUAUCUUCUUGCUCAUAGGUAGCUAUUCUUCUUUCUAACUGGCGGCGGCAACAGCGCCGGCAUUUGUCUGCACAUUUAGUUCCACUCAUUUACUACCUCAUGUCAAGUUCUUGACUGACGAAGAUGUAGACGGGUGUGUGCGUAUCAAAAAGGGGGAAAAAUCAUGCACCACUGAUAGGUCACUUAGGAUCGGUAGUUGGAGACAUGAAGUCUAGAUCACGUCUAACCUUUCCGAUUUUGAUGGUCUAACGGCCGUACGUGUGCCUCACUGAUAGUCGCAGCGCAUAAGAGAACUUCCUCCCUGGUUGAAAAGCCUGGGCCGCAGAUCUACUAAGUCAACUUCACAACCAAACCAACAAUAUAUUGGAGUUGCUUAUAGUGACUACUUACUGAAUUCUGUAGGAAAGCUGUUAGCCAUUGUAGAUAAGGGACCAGGUCACUUUCCACAGCCUGCCGGUCGACGAAAAAGUGAGCCAGAAUCAGCUUCCAAGUUAUCGUUGUGGAAGAUUGCGACAGGUAUCACAUGAUUCUACUGACAGUGACGUACUUUCCGAAAGUAUAAAUCGCGCACAACUUGAAAUUUUGACUCGGUUGAUGCACGUAUUGGAUGCCAAACAGAAAAUCCACCCAGAAAAACGUGUGUUCAGCGAAAACCCUUGGUCUAAGACGACUGACAAAAAUAUGUCCGACUUGGAUAUCCGCUUUAGAAUAAUGCGUAAGCUCUCGUUAUUCCAGCCUCAUCGAUGACCUAGGCCUCGAAAGCUUACCCACUGGUGGUGCUGAACUAUUGCUCAGUUUCCAGGUAUUCAUAUACAGGGGUUAGAGUGUGGAUGGCUGGUGAUAUCAAGCUAACCAGAGAUGACAGCUGAAGUCUGUAUUGUACCUAUAUGACUGAGCACUCAGUGCCACGUGAUCGUCUGCAAAGGCUCACAUGUGCCACUCCAUGACAAAAUGAAACGUCUGUAUUCCAUUUUGCAAUCAUAUCGGAUCGACGGAUGCAACUCUCCCAUGAAAGCGCAGACGUUCAUGAAAUGUUUCUCAGCUUGCCAACUGUUGUUAUUUGGAAAAAUGUUGUAUUACAUGUGCUUUUUUAUUUUGCGCCCUGUAUACUCUAAAGUGACUAAUUCAUUCGCUUUGUUACCUUCCAGGCCAAUAUUCAGGAAAUAACGGUUCAGCUUCCAUCCCUCCUUCUUUCUAAAUUUGCCGACAAUCCUGCCGUUCGACUACGCUCUAUUCGCGAACAGUGUGAGGGCGUACAACUCAAGAUUUCGAGAGCCCAGCCCCGCCAACUGGUUAUCAGUGGUCCACCAGAAGCGCUGGUGAAGGCUAAGUCACUAAUCGACUCAAUGUCUGCAAAAAUGAUGGAACGGUGUGCUGAUGUAAGCUGUACUUGCGCUGCAAUCACUUUGAAAUCGUCGGUUUCUUGAGAAUGUAUUUUUUACUGUAUUUAUUUAAUACUACAACAUUUUCACCCUUUAGGUCACCGUCUAUGCAGAUCCCAAAUUCCAUGGCCACUUAAUUGGUCGUGGUGGAGCCAAUCUGACGCGUUUCCGUGAAAAGCACAAUGUCGAAAUAAUCUUCCCUGACCGCAACGAAGGCGACCCAAAGCUGGCCUCCGAAAUCCACAUAAUUGGCGAGAAGGAAUCUGUCUCUAAGGCUCAAAAAGAGUUUGAACAGAUGAUUAAAACUAUGGAGGAUGAAGUCGACGCAACAGUUGAAGUGGACAGCUCCUUGAUCAGGGAUAUGCUUAACUACCGUGCCUGCUUCAACUACCCCGAGCUUGAGAGGGUGAAGGUUGUCUGGCCCAAAGUUCCUGGCGCCACCAGCCCUGGCAACGUUGCUCGUCGGUACCAAAAGGAACGAACAGAACCUCAACAACAGCAACCGACGGGUGACGUUCCCAUCCGUCUUUUUGGUGCGAAGGCGUGUGUGGAGGUAGGGAGACUUUUUAGUGGGAAUUUUGCCACAGCUGCCAGAUCUGCUAGCUGUAAUCUUCUAUCCCUCUACUUUUCAUGGAAUAUUGAAGCCAGAGGCAUAGUUCUACCCCAAACUAAGUUUUACAGUGACAAUUUUAGGGUACUACUACAACCACCACUAUCAUUACUGCUGCACUCCACAUUAAUUUGCUUCGAUUUGAAUGGUGUCUUUGAAAUUUCCGCAACUGCUAAACAAUUUAUGUCAAACACGAGCCUCCAUCGUCCAGGUUCUUCAACCAUGAACUUCGACAUCUGUUAGUAGAUCUAUCCGUAAUCUUAAUUAUGUUUAAACGACCUCAUCUUGUCGUCAGAACUAACUACCUCACUUCUGUGUCGGCUUUACUCAUGAUCAGUAAUGCGCUAUUUUCCACUGUCUCCUAUUAACCAAGGGCGGUUUGUUUUUAGUUUGCCAUUCCUAGCUUUCCGUUUUAUAUAGUCAUCUCCCGUUCGUGAUAAGGCAACUUGACUAUGCCUGUGAUCUGUCUUUGCAGCGGCUGCUUCAUUGUUGUCUUUCUUGUUAACUCAGGCUGCCCAGCAGUGUCUCGAAAACAUGGUUUCUGACCUAAAGUGCCAGACCGUUGUAAAACAUCCACUUACUGAGGCCAGUCACUGUCAAAUCCUUAAUAAGUUUCGCUCGGGCCUCGGCGACAUCCAACGAAACUACAAUGUGUUCGUCACCUUCCAGUUCAUCCCCGUCUCCAAGGGUAUGUCCCCGUGUUCUGUUUUCUUUUUUGGCAUUUGGCAUCCAUCUCAUGCGGCAUCUCUUACCAGUUGUUUUUUUGUAGGUGAGUUGGACGGGGAGAAGGGAGAUGUAUAUGGUUAUAUUGUGCUUACCGGUCGUCCUGAAAGGAUCGAAGCGGCACUAAAGAAUGAGCUUCUGCCACUGUUGCCUAUCACAGAAACCUACGAGUUUCCACAGGAAUUUCAUGGCAAACUUUUUUCCACUGACCAACCUCGUCAUGCUGGUAAACUAAAGUUCCAAAAGCAAACCGGGCGAGACCAGCACGCCCCCAAUCAGAACGGACGAAACACUAAAGAAUCGGAGGUUGUGAAUACCGCCCAGUUCGAUGGCCACAUGACGAAGCUUAUGGAAUUGCAAACUAAGUUUGAUGUGAGCUGUCGUGUGUUUACCUUUUUGUCUCCAUUUUUCGAUACACUCAUAUUGACCGGAAAGCUAUCCAAAUUCUUCUGUUCUUUUCUUCUAUUAUCUGAACAGUAAUUGCCUUAAUUCUACCGUUUUGGGUUGUUCUCUUCCUCAUUGUUCUCAUUUGUGUGUUUCUUUCGUGACGAGUCAUCCGUUAUGCGCGGGAAGUUUUGUGUCGUUUACCGCCACCAGUAGCUUUUCAGCCUAUCACGAAUAAGUAGCCACAUUAUUGCUUGGCUUUUCAAACAUAACCUUCCAAUACACGCUUCAUUUUUCAUCCAGGUCUCCCUGCAAUUACCCCAGCGAGGUCAGCGUGGCGCCAAUUACAUCAAAAUCCGUGGUUCCCCAGAUCAUAUAGAGUCCGUAAAAGCUGAAUUAGAUGCUCUCCGCAAGGUAUAUGAAGAAGAGAAGGCCGAUUGGAUGGCUCGUUCAUACACGGAAACGCUGCCGGUCGAGGAGCGUUUUGUCACACGUAUAAUGAACGAGAAGGACCGCCUUUACAAAUCAUAUGGCGUGGUGAUUCACGUUAAAUUGUCUCCACGACAGCCACCAGCCGCCGCUGAAGAACCCGGAAACACCGAGGCAGCACCAAAGCAACCGGAAGAAACACAGAAAGAACUUUCAGAUGUGCAACUGCUCUCUGACGAGACCGAUGCCGCUGAGGAAACUCAUGCCGCCAGUGUCAAGAAUGAAGCCAGACCGGAGACACCAACGGUGUCCCAGCCUUUUCUUAACAGUUAUCGUCUUGUCAGGACCUCCAUCACGUCUAUCGUGUUACAAGGUUACAAGGAGAAAGUUGAGGCUGCCCGCAAGGAGCUAGAGACCCUUCUGGAAAAAUGUGCUACCUUCGUCUGUGAACAACUGCAUAUUCCCUCGAAGGUAUGUGGCAUCGAUUGUACGCAAUUACCAGUCGACUUUUCUACUCAAUUUUUAUGUGUUGGCGCUCAGACUUUUUUAGUCGAUAUCUUUACAACCUUUCUUCCAAUUAACCGCGCAAAGGAUACCUUGCCGAUGCACGCCACUCCGAAUUGCGUGUACGAAUUCACAUGCACUUGCGGAUGCAGGUGCAUUGGGCGAACGCAAAGGCAAUUGGCAACCAGGGCCGCCGAACACUUGCCUAAUUGGCUUUUCAAACAAGAAAACAAAACUCCUCGUUCGUCUAUAAAGAAACACCUGUUAGAUAGCGGUCAUGUUGUCGACCUUAAAACAGCUUUUCGAGUAAUUGUCCGAGCGCGUACACCUCGAACCUUGCACCACUUGGAAGUAGCCUACAUACGGCGGGAGACACCAGACCUAUGCGAUCAGUUAGACCACGUGGGCAACCUGCAAUUGCCCUGGUAGCCUUCGCACCUCGAUCUACUCGCGACUGUGAUUUGUGUUAAAACCGUCUCUUUAUUGUGAAUUCCGACUGAAUUCUACUCAUUUUGGAAAGUGAAGAGACAUGGAAGGUCAUACUGGGAUGGCCAUUUCAGGCUCGCUUUCGCCUUUACUGAGUCACACCUUGUUCCCAACUUGAAAAUAUUUGUGAUUUAAUCCUAAAUUCUGGACUUUGAUAGCAGCCACAGCCUCAUGCUCAAUCAUCCGUAUUUCUUAAUGUCCAACGUAUUUGAAGUGCAUGUCAUACCUGAUUACGGGACCAGUCUUGCUUGUCGCGUGCGUGGACAUUGUUGACCACUAGAUCAUAUUGCAACAGGCAAAGCCGCUGAGCAGACGGAACGCUGCGCCCCAUCUCUGGUCUCGUUCUCGGGUAUCCAUGCUGAGGUUCUGUCUUCCCACAAAGAUAAUUCGAAAGACGGCUUUUUUAGUCUUCUUUGGUCCGUACUCCGUUCUUUAAUUGUCUGCUGGUUCGGGAGAUCAGGUGUGGGUGCUAAAGCCCAAGCAAAGGAGGCACUUCAGACCUGCGAACUUAAUAACCGGCGUCUGUUUAAUUGUUUGAGAGCAGGUGAAUUUAUGCAUCCCCAUGUAUCCGUUGUAAUUGUUUCAAACUCUCCAGACCUCAAAUUAAACGCUUCUAACGGUUACGACCAUUGAUAGUAGAGCUGGCCUCAAAGUUAUCUAUGAUUUGACCCUUCUAUGUAUGACAUUUUAUGGGGGGAUUUGGGGACGAUUUGUCGAGUUUAACGCUGUGCAUUGUCGGACUGAUUCUUUUCUGAAGUCCUUAUGAGCUGUCUAACCACUGUUUUUGCUAGCCACCCUGGUGUCGUUUCCGGAGAAUACUGUUAAGGAUUUAGAGCGGUCUUAGUUAGGUCUUUCCUCUUCAGCCCUGCUUACAUUACUCGAAUCACCCAAAAAAACUUCAAGUUUCCUCAGUUUGAGCACCUCUUAUUCGAGAUGUUAGUGCGUCCUUUGUUCCACACUAGGUGCGGCUGCGAUCGCGACUGAUCAAAUCAACCGUAGUUAUGACUAACCUUCAGUCUCCGCAUACAUGACGGUUGGCGACGAAGUACCCGGUGAAUUAAUUACAUUCUCCUGUCUCUGCCAAUGAUAUAGGCGAAACCUUAAAGAACUCCGAGUUAGCUUGAGAUCCUGAGGGUCUGUCAAGCCAAAUGCUAAGCUGUCCACUCCUAGACUGCUUCCACUCUUGGAAAGAAGUUGUGUUUAGAGCGAAGUCAUUGACUGCAUGGUGCAGGCGACUGCAAACGUACACACCACUCCAGAGUUCUUCUAGCACGACCUGAUAUGUCCUUGGAAUGUUACAACGAACAAACUGUCGCAUUUGAGCUGUCCGUAUGCUCUGGCCGAAGGACACUUUUCAGGCUACCGUGGGUUAGAACUUUCGGGCUUUUGUCUCCCACUCACAUGUUAAUUCCCCCGUCGCAAUUGACAAGGACCGCUACAAUCCCGAGGUUGCAGCGGUGAAUUGCGCGUGACUCUCGUCGGCAGCUCGGUAGGUCGUGAUGCUCUCGCUCUUUUUCGAGCAAGUAAUCCGGCAGUUUCUAGUUACUCCAACGAGAAGUCCAUUCACGUUGUCAUUUGCGAUUUGGAAAGCGACCAGCCCAUGCCCCAGCAACGGAGACCGAACUCUGAAGGUCAGAGUAUUAUCUCUACUCCUUGACGUAUUGUGUAGAGUCAGAUCUCAGUUGACUUGGACACCUCCAGGUGGACAAUGACGACGAGCUGAGGGCAGCAACACUGAACUUAUAGGACGGACGAGCCCAAACCUCCUCGGCCAUUUUUAUUGGAUGGUCUCGUGAUGUCACAGCGAUUACGAACUGUCUUCUUCGAGACAGAGCCGGUGUACUUCGUUGGAAUUAUGGUUCUCAGAGUAGUGAUCAGCUAUCCCAACUCGAUCCUCGUCUUCCACGCGCACAGCCCAAUAUUCACAACUUUGUAAAAAGAUUGGUCGGUGUACACAGAUCUCUGUGUCGUUGAAGACACUGCGUCGACUUUACAGACACCUAAAGGCAAUAAAAAUCCCACGAGCAACAUCGAUCCGGGAGACAACGUCCUCACUAUCCAUUCAACAAAAGCCUCUGAGGUAUUUGGAACUGUCUACUCCUCUAAGCUGACAGCCACCAAUCUCUGGAGUGCCUUCUGGUCAUAAAUGCAGCUCACAAACUUUUACCUUCCUAGUAUUUAUGGUUCGGGUGACUGGUUUAGCUACAUCACAUUAUACGUCAUUAUAGCUUGAUACGACAAGGGCGACAUCGUCAACGUAGUCGGACUCAGUCGACCGGCACCUCACUGCAAGCUCGAGGGAAUAGACUUGAUCUCGGCAAGAACGAAUCGGAUAAUCCCGACUCAGGUUUUCGGUUCGAUUGGCCUGGCAAUAAGUCCUAUUCAGCGCGAUAAGCUCGCCAUGUGUUCUUCCACUCAUUACUUGCCAAAACGUGUCGUACAUUGGACGGAACGCUACACUAGGGUCGCUGAAGCUAGUAGUUCUCGAUUUCCUGUAGAAUAUGCGGAACUAGGCAAUCCGUCGGAAACGGAGAUAUAAUAAAUUUAUAUUUCUUUGGCGACGUCGGUUUGUCUGGUCUCAGAAAGACAGUCAUACAACUUUUGACGGUGGCAACAAAGCGGCUGUGACUGCAUGGUGACAGAACUCCAGUCAUCUGUCCCUGCCUUUAAUAUACACUGUUGUAUAGCAUUUCAACCGAUCUUACAGAUUUAUGCUAACAAUUCUGUCUCUCCAGAGGCUUUACAUUUGAAAUCUUGAUUACUCCUGCGUCUUCGAACGUCGGCGGCAUGCACAACGCAGUAGAACCACAAGAUAUAACCAGGGCGACAGUUGGACAGAGGAGAGGGGUGUUGAGAGUUUUUGGUUUCAGACAUCCUUAAAAUAUCUUUGUCAAAGGUCCAUCCUCAUAGACCUAUCAUUGAUGGGUUCGCCAGUGCUUCUCUGAGCGAGGUUGCUCUCAGCAAAAAAGCUCCCGGUCUUGUGGUUCGCCUGCCAGCUUUUUGACCGACCAUUUUGGGAGUGUAUCGAAUCGGGGCGAUCUCAGACCAGCCACCUCGUGGGCUGUUCCUAGAGACGUCAGUUUAAACAUUAAUUGUUUGGGAGUAUUGUUGCAAUGCUCUCAUUCUUGAAGACGCACUCACGCCAACAGCUGGGUAAAUUAACAUUCAUUAGAUACUUUAUCUUAGAUAGUUUACACAUCCUCUUAUGUGUACAGAGUUUAACCUUUGAUUUCUUUGGUAUAAAAGACUGGAGCGAUGCUGUCGCUAGACCGCUCUUCAAAAAGCGCGGGAAAUAGCCUUGUAGAAACUACAGUCUCAUAAGCACAUUUGUAUCAUAACUACAGAAAUUAACACCAAAUGUGCAAGAGGCCAUCCAAGACGUAAUUUUGUGUCCCCAAUUUUCGUCCGAGUGACCUUGCCUGCAAUACAUAUCAUUUUCCGCUGCAAAUAAAAUGAGUAAACGAAUGAUCCCCGCGCCCACAGUAGAUACUUUAUGUAUCAUCCUUACUGACGGCUUGCAGGAUCGUGAUUUUUUUGAGUUACCUCCAGGACAGCGUCAUUUUGCCGCAAAUGGACAUUGCACGACAAAAAACCAAAUUCUUCGGGUAGUUUGAGUGUUGCGCUAGUUGCAUAGUACUACCCUUUGGCCCGUCGCGCCUGGUUUGCCGAAUUAAGCAGAUAACUUGUCCUUAUAUCCUGUGUUCUGUUAUUGACUCUGAAUUGGAAUAAGCCGUAAUAAGUUUCGGUUGCCUUGGCUGGUGUUUUUGCGCAAAGAUCGGAUCUAAAAUCUAGGCUGUGUCUGCGCAUCUAUGAGAAUAGAUAUUAUAUUCUUCCAGAAGCUAACUAUAUAUCCUCUCCCUGUAGAUUCAUUCACGCCUCAUAGGCACAAGGCGGAGCCAUAUUCACCGUCUGGAAGAAGCAUACUCUGUUGAUGUCGAGUUCCCUCCCCGGGGAACGACCGGGGAAGCUGCAGACAUCGUCCUGGUCAUGGGUGAUCCUUCAGAUGUUGAUGGUGCCUGCGACGACUUGAUCAAUCGAGCAAAUGAUCUUGUAUGUAAUGGAACGUUCUUUUGCAUUUAAAGAUAGUACCUUAAUGCAGAUUGGUUUUUUGAAUUCCCACCGCUUGACGACAAAAGCGUAAGUGCAUAUUCUGAGCCAAAUCCCAGUUUAUGGUGUUGAUUUCAUAAAAUCCGGUGUCCCCGUUCAUUCGAAUUUUGUAAACCGCUUCACCCUGCGGAUAUUACAAAGUCUUCUCUAUAUCGCGCACAUUUUUUCAGGUGAUCUCUAAUAACCGUGCUAGUCUUCGGACCGUAGUAAAUUUUCACUCUUGCAUUUCUGUUCUAUUGCACGCCUAAAGGAUAUGUGCACUUCUCUAGUGCCGCCAGUUGGUUAAACUAUUAACACCAAUGAGUAGAUUCAGAUUUUCGAGUCCCGUGUACUUUUUAAAUAAAGUUGACUUGUCGGAAUCCGAUAAUAUCAUUCAAUGUGACCUUAUGAGUCCAUCGUCCGACGUACAACAGCUGACUCCUAAUAUGGCAGCUGACAAGUGUCGUUCUUCUUUUUCUUAGAUUAUUACAGUCCACUCGUCAGGGAGUUCGUAGUCAUCACAUAGCGACCCAGAGUUGUAUUUUGCGCCGCGAUAAGAUCUUGAUGCAGAAAACCAGGACUGUUCAAUCGUUAUAUAGAUUUUUUGGCCCUUCCCGUCCGUGCUCAGACCCUUAAGGGCUUCUGAAGGCGAUUAAAGUUGCACCUGUUAAUUAUUUUCUCCAUUUAUUUUUAUUCUUCUUAAAUGCCCUUUAUCGAAUGGAUGGUGGUUCUGCUUCUAGAUGAUCCGCUUGCCAGAAACAGAAACUUCGGAUGGAGCUGUACAUAAUAACCGUCAGGAUUUCGUCGUCAUCGGUGCGCCAUGGGAGAAGUAG
Molecule: messenger RNA, 14000 nt
Organism: Spirometra erinaceieuropaei
Lineage: Eukaryota; Metazoa; Platyhelminthes; Cestoda; Diphyllobothriidea; Diphyllobothriidae
Source: the annotation of a GenBank genome assembly